AUGAAAGAAGGAAAAACUCCCACCCACCUUGCCCCACCUCACCUCCACCUCGCUCCACCUUGCCCCAUCUUGCCCCACCUCGCCCCACCUCACCUCCAUCUCGCUCCAUCUUGCCCCACCUUGCCCCUCCGCCCAUCCGCACUGACCCGUCCACAUCCACUGCAGAGCAUGGCGGGGGAUGACGAGGAGAACAGCGGCGGGGACUCGAGCACCGGAGGGAAGCUCAAGCCCAAGAAGCCUUCGCGGUUCUAUCCCAGUGAGUUCGUUUUUCGAGGUUGCCGUCUUUCGCGGUGGGUGUCGGUCGGGGUGCGAGGGCGGGUGUCGUUGCAGAGUCGUGGUCGAAGAGGGGGGAAUCGCACGAGCCGGGUGACAGGUCCUCUCCGAAGGGCAUCAGCCGGCACUCUCGCCUCUCGUACAAAGGACACAUGGGAGCGACCUUCUCUCGUGCUCGGCGACGCGUGGAAGACCAGUUCCUCCAUCGACUCGGCAUAGGAAAAAGCAAGAAAAACUUCCUCACCUGCGAAGAAACCCCCG
Darwinula stevensoni is the source of this 534-nucleotide messenger RNA. The record is from the annotation of a GenBank genome assembly. Lineage: Eukaryota; Metazoa; Arthropoda; Ostracoda; Podocopida; Darwinulidae.